Oryza sativa Japonica Group (Japanese rice) is the source of this 1233-nucleotide messenger RNA. RefSeq lists its product as uncharacterized. The record is from RefSeq and is a predicted model, not a curated record. NCBI's taxonomy places the organism in Eukaryota, Viridiplantae, Streptophyta, Magnoliopsida, Poales, Poaceae.
GUGCUUCUUUCAGACACCCAUUGCUGUCUCUACCAUGUGUCAUCUUCCAAUAAGCACAACGAUUAGUAUAAAUAGAGGAUACUAGGUGAGAUGGAAUCAACCAGGGCAUUGUGUUGUGCUUCCGUUUAGCAUCUAGGCUCUAGCAAACCUGUAAAGAUGGAAUCCUACACAGCUGGAGCCAAGUUUGAUUGUUUGCUGUUUGACAUGGAUGAUACUCUGUACCCACUGAGCUUAGGAAUCAACUUAGCUUGCCGCAAGAACAUACAAGACUAUAUGCUGAACAAGCUUCAGAUUGAAGAGAGCCUUGUUCCCAAGAUGUGUCUUGAUCUGUACAGGGAAUUUGGAACUACAAUGGCUGGACUGAAGGUCUUGGGUUAUGAUUUCGACUAUGACGAUUUCCACGCUUGUGUUCAUGGCACAUUGCCAUACGAGAAGCUGAAGCCUGACCCUGUCUUGAGGCACCUACUGCUUUCACUGCCACAAAGGAAGAUUAUAUUCACAAACUCUGACAAGGCGCACGCCGCGACGGUUCUGAAGAAGCUCGGGCUGGAGGAUUGCUUCGAAGGGAUCAUCUGCUUCGAGACUCUGAACCCAUCGACUGAACCUGAAGAAGACGACUCUGACAGUACCGAUGGAGGCAGCAGUUCUGACAGCUCAGCUUCUCAUCGCAAGAGGAAGAUCCUGUGCAAGCCGUCCCUGGAAUCCAUGGAAGCCGUCAUCGAGAUCGCCAAGCUCGACGCCAUGAAGACGGUGUUCUUCGACGACAGCCCACGCAACAUCGCCGCCGGGAAGGCCGCCGGAUUCCACACGGUGAUCGUGGGGAGCUCGGCGGCGGUGGCCGGGGCGGACGUGGCGCUGGAGAGCAUCCACAACAUCAAGGAGGCGGUGCCGGAGCUGUGGGAGGCCGCCGGCGAGCACGUCCAGGCCCAGCUGGCCCAGGCCGCCGUCGACCUCCGCUCCGCCGCCGUCGAGACCACCGUGCUCGCCUGAGCUGCUCAGACGCCGUCCUCCAUGUCGCCGUGCAUGCUCCCUUUCCCAUGGUAUUAAUUAAUUAGUGGAUGAUUUUUUUUUCCUCAAUGACACUAGCUUACUGCAAAAAUCAAGAGAGGGAGGAAGACGGUGAAAAAUGGCGUGAGGUGUACUCGGUGAUUUGUGUGAUGAAUGAACCUGUCAUGUAAUGAACUACUGAUGUGAAUGAAUGAAUGGAUCAAUAAGAAUUGCCUCAUUUGUGAA